Trematosphaeria pertusa is the source of this 1467-nucleotide messenger RNA. Its product is annotated as alpha/beta-hydrolase. Bases 1 to 1467 code for a protein of 488 amino acids. The transcript has a single exon. The record is from RefSeq and is a predicted model, not a curated record. NCBI's taxonomy places the organism in Eukaryota, Fungi, Ascomycota, Dothideomycetes, Pleosporales, Trematosphaeriaceae. Gene Ontology annotation, molecular function: hydrolase activity.
AUGAGCAGCUACCUACAAACGUUUAGCUACUUCUUUCGCCUUCCGUGGCACGUUCAAUGGCGAACUUUCCUCGUCCAACUCCCGCGAUACGUACCGUUGUCUAUCCUCCAUAUCACGUCGCCGAAGGGCCCGCAUCCCUUUGUGAUUGCGCUGCCGAGUCGAAAGAAUGCGGCCAUCCCAAUAUACGUCUUUCUACCGCCCGGGCCGGUUGACCUCAGGGACAAUAGAGGCGAGACAUUGGUGGAUAGGGGGGAAUGGAAGGUCCCAGUUGUGCUGGACUUCCACGGCGGAGGCUUUAUUAUGGGUUCGCCAUUGGAGCAGGCGCCGUAUGCCUCUAUGAUGGCUAGAGAGCUGGGUGCGGUGGUCAUAAGCGUGUCCUACCGCAUUGGACCUUUCCACCAGUUUCCGGCAGCGAUUCACGACGCCGAGGACGUCCUAUCAGCAAUAUUGGACACAGAUAGGGUAUCGAAAGCGGGUAAGGUACUGAGGACGGAGAUACAGCGAUACUACUCCAUGAUGAGGAGCGACGCUUUGAAAAAGAACAAGUCGCAGCCGAACGGCUCACAGCUGAACGACAUCACAACGUUCACGCUCGAUCCGACACGUCUGGUCAUCUCUGGCUUCUCUGCGGGUGGAAACAUUGCGCUGAACAUGGCCAUUUCGGUGCCUCCUUGCGCUCAAAUGCUACCUCAAUCGCCGAGGGCAUCAAUGGCUAUGUCUAGGUCUCCUGCAGACACCCUGUCCCCGCUGCUGCCUCCUUCUCGUGCUCCCACGAAACUGGAUGAUCCUUGCCAGCCCUGGCCAUCAAUACUCCCGCCACCACAGGCCCAACCGAGAAUGCUACCUCUUCUACUCUUCUACCCGUCUCUCGACGCACGGUUACUACCACACGAGCGCCCCAUGAAGCACCUCCCAAACGCCUUAAAACCCCACGACAAGAAGCCUCAACAGCAAAAGACGCCAGGCCUCUUCAGCAUCAUGGGCCCCACUUACCUCCCAAAAAAGCUCCGAGGCCAUCCGCGCGCAAGCCCCGGGCUCGUAGACCCAGAUAAUUUCCAAAAGAACGCUGCCAUCUUUCUUGUCCUCCCUGAGAGAGACAGUUUAGCCGUGCAAAGUGACGUCUGGGUCGACCAAAUGAAUUCCGCGGGUUGGAACGGCCCAGUCCGCUUCGGCGACGGACGACCCGGCGACUACGACGGACGUGACGGCGGACCCGAACUCACAGAAGGGCACCAGAAUGGAGGACUGGAAGUAUGGCACGCCCCCGGUUGUCGGCACGGCUGGACGCAAUUCCCAGAGACGAUACUUGGCACGCACGAGAAGAAGGAGCGGCAGUUAGUGUUUGCGAGGACGCUGGAUUUCGUGAAGGAGAACUGGAGGAAGCGCUUGCCACCUGAGCCGCUUGGGAAUAGGAGUCAGGAGCUGAGGCCGCUGGAGAUCCCGGCGGAGUUUGAAGGAUUGAAUUGA